GCCCGGACUAGAGGGCCAGCUGCUGAGCCGCAGUCCCAGCCGCCGGCAUGAUUCCCCCUGCUGACUCUCUGCUCAAGUAUGAUACCCCGGUGUUGGUGAGCCGGAACACUGAGAAACGGAGCCCCAAAGCUCGGCCUCUGAAAGUCAGCCCCCAGCAGCCUGGACCCUCAGGUCCAGUCCCACAGCCGCCCAAAGCCAAGCUCCCCUCAACUUCCUGUAUCCCAGAUCCUACAAAGCAGGCAGAAGAAAUCUUGAAUGCCAUCCUGCCCCCAAGGGAGUGGGUGGAGGACACGCAGCUAUGGAUCCAGCAGGUGUCCAGCACCCCCAGCACCAGGAUGGACGUGGUGCACCUCCAGGAGCAGCUGGACCUGAAGCUGCAGCAGCGGCAAGCCAGGGAGACGGGCAUCUGCCCUGUCCGCAGGGAGCUCUACUCACAGUGUUUUGAUGAGCUGAUCCGGGAGGUGACCAUCAACUGUGCAGAGAGGGGGCUGCUGCUACUGCGAGUCCGGGACGAGAUUCGCAUGACCAUCGCUGCCUACCAGACCUUGUACGAGAGCAGCGUGGCGUUUGGCAUGAGGAAGGCGCUGCAGGCUGAGCAGGGGAAGUCAGACAUGGAGAAAAAAAUCGCAGAACUGGAAAUGGAAAAGAGAGACUUGGAGAGGCAAGUGAACGAGCAAAAGGCAAAAUGUGAGGCCACUGAGAAGCGGGAGACCGAGCGGCGACAGGUGGAAGAAAAGAAGCACAAUGAGGAGAUUCAGUUCCUGAAGCGGACAAAUCAGCAGCUGAAGGCCCAACUGGAAGGCAUUAUUGCACCAAAGAAGUGAUAAUUUCCAUAUGGGUCUCAGCGAAUACUACCACCCCAUCACAAGCCCUUUGUAAUAAAAAGCUAGUUUCCUGAGUGAACAAGCCAUCCCCUCCCCUGACCACCACCUACACAUUUGUCAGAAGUCACACUAUUGCCCCAGUGUCAUGGGACACCUACAGUCUGGCAACCAGGCUCCUGGUUAGGCAAGAGGGUGGCGUGACCCUGAUAGUCUCGGUAUGCAACUUGUGGGCCAACCAGGAGAUUCGCCAACUCAAAUAGUAAGACUGAGAAGGAACUGCUUUCCCAUCUCAUCCACCAUCCAUGUGUGGCCAAAGGAAGCUACUCCUGUCUCUCAAAUGUCUAGUUCACAGGUUCCCUUGUAUCCUAACUGGGGCUUCUCUGGCCUCGGUCAUUCCAUUUUCAUUCCUAACCAAUGCAGUUUUGGUAACUCAUUUUGGAGCUUUGGUUUUCUGCUGUAUGGUCUCAUCCCCACCCACCACAUCAACUGGAUCUCUUCCUCAGUCUAAGAGGUCAGGGAACAGCGGCAGCGGCAGACCCAGGCUGCGGAGGAAGUAAAUGUUUGCUGGAAAGGAAUCCAAGUCCCAGUGUCCUUUGUGAGCUGUCCACACCUCAGCUCCUCCCUCCCAUAGACAUCGUUCACCUUAUUCUGCAGAAAAUUGAACUCUGACUCCACAUCCCCAUAGUUACCUGUUUAAACAACUGGAGAGGUAACCGUCUCUUGUAUGCAGUUUCUAUUACUUUGUGUGUGUGUGCGUGUGCAUGUGCAUGGUACUGGGGACUGAACCCAGGGGUGCUCUACCACUGAGCUAGUCUUUUAAAAUUUUGAGGCAGGGUCUCACUAAGUUGCUGAGGCUGGCUUCGAACUUGCAAUCCCCCUGCUUCAGCCUCCCAAGUGGCUGGGAUUACAACCAUAUGCCACUGUGCCCAGGGGCCAUGCUAAUUAUUAAUGACCAGAGUAAAGCCUGCAGACAGCUUCUGUAAACCCAGAGGAUUGAAUUAGUGACACAAAUCCUUAAUUCUGGGCAGACCAGGGCAGCAAGCCAGGUGACAUCCAUCAUGCAGUUUCCCAAGUCUGGUUCCUUAGGAAGGCACUACCAUUUCACAGGGUUGAAAUGCCACUCAGUAUCCCUUGAAGUGCAAGGACAGACUGACUCCUUGGCAGAGCUCUAACAUAACACCCUUCCCGAUUAGGGCUUCGAGGCUCACUGGGAAAACUAGUCCCACAAGAGCUGUGUUCCUAGAGCACACCCCACCACUCUAAUCUCAGGUUGCAAGUCACAGCUUUGACCCGUACCCAGUGUCUUGAGGAAUUAUAAGUCCACUCAAGUGACCUGCCUGUGCUGCCAUCUUCAUGGGAAAGAACUCCAUUCCCUGAGAUCUGUGGUCCCAUGACUCAUGACAGCAAAGCAUGCAUGUCCUAAAUGGGUCCACUUAAUGAGGGACAAAAGUUGCCAGAGCUUUUUCCUCAUAUCUUAAAGUACGGCCAGGUAUACCAAACAUCCUUGAAACACGCUACAGCUCUAUGAGCUUCCACACAUGCUGUUGCCUGGCAGUUCAAAGGAAAUACCACUCUGCAGAUCCCAGAUCCCAUUUCAGCACAGCCAGAGGCACACUCUGGAGGAACUCAGAGCUGACUCAAGUGUUUGGAGAGGUCAAUGGACUUGACGAUGGAACUCAGUAGGGCUGAGGGCUUUAUUUUCACCGGCACCAGUGAAUGGCUGCAUCUGUCAAGCCUCAGAACACAUGCACUGUGUCCUUAGAAAUGCCAAGUGGGCAUGAAGAAAAUGACUACAAUUUCUAAUUGUAUAUUUUUGUAUAAUAUAAUUUAAUAAACAUUUUUUUACAUGUUA
Molecule: messenger RNA, 2676 nt
Organism: Marmota monax (woodchuck)
Lineage: Eukaryota; Metazoa; Chordata; Mammalia; Rodentia; Sciuridae
Gene: Dnali1
Product: dynein axonemal light intermediate chain 1
Exons: 6
Coding region: 48-824 (258 amino acids)
Cellular component (GO): axoneme; filopodium
Molecular function (GO): dynein heavy chain binding
Source: RefSeq, a predicted model, not a curated record